CUCUCGGUUGCAUGCGAGUCUGGCUACUCUCCUCAUAAAAUGUAUUCCUCGAUUUUUAUUACAUUCUUUAGCAGAUAUAUAUAUAUACAGAUGACUUGAAGAGUGAGAUUGGUGGUGAAUUUAGACUCUAACACUAAAUGGAAAGACAUCACGACAUAACAACUGUAUAGAUAUUUGAAUUAUCCUAAAAAAUUCUGAUAUGGCCGUGAACGACCACAUCUGUCUGGAAAAUGUCACCAUCUGCAAUGGCACAUCCUGCUUGUUGCCCCCCGACAAUUACAACUACAUACUGAACUUGGUACUAAGUACUGUGAUUACGAUCCUAUUGGCAUUGGUCAUGUUUUCUUUGGGUUGUAGUGUGGAAUUUAAAAAGUUUUGGGGUCACAUAAGACGUCCAUGGGGCAUAACAGUGGGUUUCCUUUGCCAGUUUGGAAUAAUGCCGAUUGUAGGAUUUAUACUGGCACUUAUUUUUGAUGUAUUGCCAAUUCAGGCUGUAGUAAUCCUUAUUAUGGGAUGCUGUCCAGGAGGAACUGGCUCCAAUAUCUUGUCAUUCUGGGUAGACGGAGACAUGGAUUUAAGGUAAGAGUUUCUUAAUGGCAUAUUUUAAAAACACAUAGUUUCCUUUUGUUUUUGUUUUAAGGUUAUGAUGUUUUUUUACCAGACAAUGUGUAAGUUAGGAAUAUUUAACAAACAAAUAUAAAAAACACUGUGAAUAAAUAAGCACCUGUUACCGUUAGUCCCUCGUAAUAAAUUCCAGAAAUGUAAUUUUUCCUUCAAGACGCAAAGCGGUAUAUUAAGUGUUGAAGGAAUAUUUAUUUUUGGUCUACCCGGUACUGUUUUUCAAUAUUUUUUUAAUUCGACAAUAUUUUUUUUUUGUUUGGAUGUGAAUAUUAUGUAGCACAGAAGAACAUUCACAUUUAUAUUCUGUACACUUUGAGGAUUUGGCUUAGCUCAAUUAAUAUAAACAAUAUAAAUUAUAAGGAUUAACUGAAAACCUAUUUGUGUAACCAUAAUAAUGAGUAAUAUACUUUUGAUGAUGUUUAACAUCCAUCCUAUAUAUAAAGGAAAGAUUUCAAAGAAGUGUUCAACUGUUAAAAGGAAUUGAGAAUUAUUCAAAAUGUAAGGAUUGGGAUGGUGUUAAAGUGAUCUCAGUUGUGGAGGGAAAUGUUUACAACUAUUCCCAGAGUUUGCAAGGAUAGAACAUUGCAUCAUAUAUAUUUCAUUUAUUUAUAUAUUCCAAGAAAGGCGAUAUCAAAAUCUCAAAUGCUGUUUUGUUGAAGAUGACAGCAUUGAAGGGUUCCUCAUAAUCAUUACAGUGUUGUAGUGGUUAUGACGUAAAGAGUACCCUGGACCCAUUUUCCAGAAAUGGGACAAACUGUUUCCUGAUGGGUUCCCGGCCUCCUUUGUUGGCAGGUUUAGGACAUCCAGCUUCUGCAGAACAGAACUUUAGAAACUCUUCUAAUAGUAUUGGAUACCUCCCAAAAUUUCAAAUGGACAAAAAGGGAAACUUUCAUUUUAAGGGUGUGAGUUGGUGGUGUGGUCUGGGGUAGGGCUGUUUUGACAAAUUUCACAUGACUUAAUAAAAAUAUUUGUAUUUAGAUGUAAUUUAGAAGAAGAACAAUGUAUCUUAUUUACACAGACAUAUUUAUUGUAGUUUAAAGACACAUCACUGUAAGUAUUAUUGCUGGGGAGCUCUGGUAUACACUCCAACAAAAUGGAGCAGCUAGAAAAAAGAGGGACAUUAUGAAAGAAAAGGGGGCAGAGGGAUUUGGUCCUACAAAAGGGAAUGUCCCUCCUAAACAGGGAACCUUGAAAUGUAUGGUAUUUAAUCAUUUAGUAAGCUUAUUAAAAUGGCACUGUCUCCGUCUGGGGACUUUGCAUAAUCUGACAGUGAUAUCGCCGCUGAAGGUUUGGUUACUUUCCUGAAACCGUCCCUCAUGGUCACUGCCAUCUUUUUCGGGUCAGUCCUCUUAUGGGGCUUCAGCCAACAGCACUGUUAUACUCUUACGCAUGCAUGAUAGUUCAGCAUUGAGAUCUAUGGAGGUCCUGCAAAACUGCAGGAUCAUCCAUAGACACAGCUUAUGUCUAGCAGUCAUCACUGGUGAUGGCUGGGAGAUCAACACUUCUAGACAGUGGUAGCUCCGUCCAGUGUCUAGAAGUGUCAGGCAUAGGAAAUAUACUGAGAAAAAGUAGUCCCUAUUUUCUAAAUAAAUAAAUAACCUUGUAUUUUUUUUUUGAAACUCUGAGUCCGGCUGGUGACAUUACCAACAGUGCCAAAGCCUUUAAGCAAUCAGAAAUUACAUCAGAAUAAUAAAUGUGACUAUAAACAUGACAUGAUGACAAUACAAUAAAAUGUAUGAUGUAUAAUUUAUUGAUGUAGUGAAAUAUUGCCCAUCCCAAGAUGUGUUUACUUACCAUACACAACAGUUGCCAAGAGGUAAUACUAAAGUUUAAUAGGCAAGGAAAUAUCCUCCUUCUGAUUUUAUAGAGAGAUAUGUUUUAUUUACUUAUCACGUUUACUUUUGUACAGUAUAGUGAAAUCUAUGAUAAUUGUGGAAUGAGAACAUUGAUGGUAAAAGGUGUUUUUAAAACAUAACGGAAAGUUGUUUCCAGAGAACCGUGCAGGAACAAGCAAUUAUUCUUUGCAAUGCAGACUACAAGCGCAAGAAUAAAAAUAUGGCAAAGCAGACAUACAGAAUAUAUGACAAUGGGUUCAUUAACCAGGAAAACUGAAUAUGAACUAUUCUCAAGGAGUGUGAAUAUUCAGUCCCCCUACAUAGAAAAGAAUAUAGAAGCAUUGUAUUGACCUUUUGUAUGCUGCACUGAAAAAAAAUCAUUUAUCUAUGGAAGGAAAACCUUUCAGUACCAAAUUCAGCUAAAACCAUUCACUUAAAUAAUUUGAGACAAUUCAAAGACUUUACUCUAGAGAUCACAUUUGAUCUUAUACAAAUAAAACACUAAUUAACUAGAAGUUUCAAUCAGUACGCCUAAAUGAUGCACACGCUGGGGCCAAAAUAACUCUGGGGGCAAAAAAUUAUUUAUUAGAGUCCCAGAACCCUUUAUUCAAUCACAUCAUCUCUUCCACCUCACGUGGGCCAUCCAUAUUUCAGCAUCAAUUCCAUCCAACCUGUAUAGUAAUGAUAGGCUCACUGGCCUAAAAGCAUUUUCAAGUGAGAUCAAGAGUGGCCACACUUAUUGUCAAUCUGUUCCCAAACUCUUUAAUAAAUGCUGGAGGACAGUGGUGCUGAUACAGUGUUGGCAACAUAAAUAAUGCAUUACAUUUUAAUGCUUAUGUUGCAUGGAGUGCCUCUCUAAAACAAAAAAAAAGGCUGAAGUAAUUAAAAUCAUCCUCCCAACUGGAAGGCUAUGUGGAAAAUGUAUUUUCACCUUUAAUGCAAGGCAUGUACUUUUCCUUAAUCACAGCUGAAAUGGCAGUGAGAAUGGCUAAGGAGUAGGAAACUAUUUGGGUCAAUUUAUUUCAAUGUUGGUAGCAGUUACUCCUCACACAUACCUUUAGACAUAAAUUUCCAUUAUCCUUGGUACCAGAUUGUUGAUUCUUUUGCGUACAUUGGAGGUGGGCUGCUCUACAGCUAUACUACUUAGAGGAACUGCACUACACCCAGAGCUGGAUUAGCCAUUAAGUGUUAGGGGGUCCUCUCCCAUCUUGGCCCUGUGCCCCCUCACUUCACUGAGGGAGCGUUGUGGUCUGAGCCAGUAUCUGGUACUCACCACUUUAAGAGUGCACUUGAGGUCCCCCCAAUUUGAACGCCACACACAACAUUCAUCCAGUACACACAGAGACACUCCCUCUCACCACAGACAACACUCAGCCUCUGCACUCACAUACACAACACACAGGAGGAGCCCCAAUCUGGCUCACUGCCAAGGACCCUGGGCAAUGUUUGUCCAGCUCCACAGCUCUGUGGUGAGGGAUAUUGUUACACAACCAGGCUAGUGUUACAGGAUAGGUGAAAUUCCCAUACGGCACAGUUGCAACAAAUUUCAUCUCAACAGUGGGAAAUGAAAGGGAAAAAAGAUGUGUACUGAAAAGUAACACAUAUUUUAAAAAAGAACAUUUUGUAAAGAACUUGAAUAUAUAAAAAAUAAACAUGAACAUUUUCAAUGCUAUUUGUUUUAUUUCUAUUGCAGCUUAAGCAUGACAACCAGUUCCACAUUGUUUGCAUUGGGUAUGAUGCCGCUGUGUCUCUUCAUUUACACCAAAAAAUGGGUAGAUUCUAACUCCAUAGUAAUUCCUUACAACAGCAUAGGUAAGUACAAUUAACUGUAGAUUUUUUUUUAAUGGUGCCUCAAUCUUUGAUGCUGUUUUGUAUACAUUGAAGUUAACAUUUUAAAUUAAAGGAUCUUAUUAUUAUAUUCAUUUUAAAGGACCCUUAUAGUGUCAGGAAAACAAACUUGUUUUCCUGACACGAUAUGAUCCUUAGGCCCCCCACCCUCAGGUCCCCCUCCUGCUGGGCUGAAGGGGUUAAAACCACAGGAAGACAGCCACAAGAGGCUGGAUUAACCCUGCAAUGUAAACAUAGCAGUUUCUCUGAAACUGCUAUGUUUGCCUCUGAAGGGUUAAAACCUGGGGGACCUGGCACCCAGACCACUUCAUUGAGCUGAAGUGGUCUGGGUGACUAUAGUGGUCCUUUAAAUAUAUGCUAUGAAGAAAGGUCAGACCAUGACGAGAAGAGAAUGUUUUGUUCACAGUUAACUUUAUUAGUUUAACUUUAUUAUUUUACAUCACUUCUCAAAGAUGGAGCUAUAUAACGAGGAAGAUAGUAUAGUGCUCUGCAAGGAAACUUAGGGGCAGGAGGUAUUUCCCCUUCCCUCCCCUCCUCCCCCCAUGUACCUGUCAAUAGGUGGUGCUGAGGAACAGAACUUACUGCACACCCCUCUGUUAAGGGACACUGUAAUCUCUAAAACCAUUUCAUCUUCUUGAAUUGGUUAUAGUGCCUGGGGUCCACUGGCACUGUCCCUCUUUUCAAUGUGAAACUAUUUUAGAUCACUUUAACACAAAAUAAUUGUCCCUGGCCCACAACAAUUCAGCCCCUUUUGGAGGUGUAACUAAGGCAGAGAUCCCUGUUGGGGACCAGACCGUAUUGCGGAUGGCAUGGGCCCUUACAAGUAGUACAAAUACCAGCUCUCAAUCAUCACAACAACAGCUGCACUGGGAGGAAGUGAUGUCCAUUUACUUGCCAGUGCUCAAAGGAGGCCAUGGCACAGCUUGGAUUCAGCUCCAGAUCCACAGUGUAACUACCCUCCUGGCAAAAAGGAGAAUGGCCAAAUCAUCUUAAAGUUGUGUAUUUUUCUGUCUUAUAUUUGUGUCUGUGUGUCUGACUGUGUGUCUGUGCAUGGCUUUAAGCAUGUGUGUCUAUGUUUGCCAGUGUAUGUGUCUAUCUGGUAGUGUGUAUAGGUAUCUGUGUGUGUGUCUGACAUUAAAUAGCCCUGUGUGUAUGUCUGUCUGUCAGUUUGUAUCUGGAUAUGUGUGUUUAUCUGUGAGUGUAUCUGGAAUGUGUAUGUGUGUAUGGAGAGUGUGUGUGUGUGUGUGUGGUUUCUAUGUAUCAGUAUGCAUGUGUGUAUGUGUGUAUGUGUGUAUGUGUAGGUUGGUGGGGCACCACCAGAGCACCUGGAUUUGUAAAGAGCCCCAAGUGCUGAUGAACAUUUCCAGGAUAGUCCCAAUUUUGAGCUAAUGCUGUUUCCUCCUGGGUUUUCUCUAUUGUCCUGUUUUGGGAAAUCCAUGUUACCAAUAGGUGUUGCACACAAGAGAAUCUUUACACAAGCGAGUCACAGAGUCACUGACUCACCACAUCCCUCCCUCCUUUCAAAUCUCCCAGUUUCAGGAAGAGUGAACAAAGGUCUUUCAAAUCAUGAAACAUGAAAUAGAAACACACAGAAGGUUUUACAGGAUAGGAUAAAGUAUUAAGCGCUGUGAGAAUAGUUAAAUACACAUAAAAGAAUAUGCUUAAUUAUAUGGGGGAAGAACGCCGAAUACAAUUUCUGCUCCUUUAAAUAAUACAUGUGAUAACACUAAACAUUAGCACAUCCAAUAACCCAGUUAAACCAUCAAGAAGCAGGUGCUUUGUAACUUGUUACAUAUUUACCAGACCUUAUUGAGACACUACCUUUUCUUUGCCUCUUUAGAAACUCAUUGACUUAAAAUAAACUAUGUAAAGCUGGGCUCUGUUGAAAAUAUGCAGUGUAAUCACAUAGCUCAGUCGUAUUAUUCAGGUAGUGAUUUUUCUGAGGGCAUUGUGCAAUUGACUUUUUUUAAAUGGUCGUAACAAAUCAAGUCUUGGUGAUAAAUAGAAUAGAUAAAGGCAUGUAUUAUUACAGCUGAUUAAUGUCAUUUGGAGGUUAUUGGAUGUGGUAAAUCAAGUGAAGUAGGAAUAAGUAGUUUCCUCAAGCAUACUGAUUAGUUUGCUUCGAAGAAGCAUAAACUAUGUGAGUGAAACUUUAUGAAUACACCAUUUUCUCACAUUGUAGUUUAACGUAGAAACUGAGGAUUAUUUUGGGGCAAGAAAGGUGACAUAUAUGAAGUGGUGAAUAUCUAAUUAUAUAUCUAUUUCUUGUUUCUUCUGGGCGAAUAGCAAAUCAAUUUAUGGAGACCUGAGCAACCAGCUCUCCAGCUAAUAUAGAUUAUACAAGUCCCAUGAUGCUUUGUCACACUACAUGUGAGCCGUCAGUCUACAAGAGUUAGGUCCACACCUAACCUAAACUAUUACGGGGGUAGGGUAUUUUUGUCAUCAUAUUCCCAGUAUUAUGGUUCAUUUAUUAUACACAAGCUGUAUAAAAGCUAAAUCAGUAAUGAUAAUAAUAUUUCAUUGUCUGAUUAAAAUACGCAAUACUGAAUUUAAAACUAAAAUAUGGAAAGAGCAGAGGCAUUGCUGUGAGGCCAAAGGAGCAUUCAGUCAAAGAGAAAAUGUUGUGGCUUAUUCGACCCUCUUAUUCUGUGCUAUUCAAUACUCUGCUUCUUAAAUGUUAAAUCAUUACAUAAAAACAUAAUUUGUUGUUACAUAACUGAGAGGAUCAGUAGACGGAGUUACUGUAAAAUCUGCAUUUGGAGAUGUAAUUUCUCCCUCUGCUUAUAACAUUAAGAGCAAAAUAGAACUUCCAGUUACAGAUGUGCGGAGAUAUUCCUUGGGCUCCAUCUUGGGUCAGCCCCGCCCAGCAACAUUCAUGGGAAUUAGUCACUUUUAUGGUAUAUUGAACACAUAUAGCUAUAGUAUGCAAAGUUUCUGCAGCAGCAAUAAUAAAGGAAUUUGUAUUAUAUUUAUGUUUAAUCACAUUCUAUAUUUACUGUAAAAUAUAUUAUUAACUCCUCCAUUCCAUUUAUUUAAGGGAUUUCUUUGGCGACACUGGUCGUACCUGUUGGAGUUGGCAUGUUCGUUAAUUAUAAGUGGCCCAGACAGGCAAAGAUUAUACUUAAGGUAUUUCAGCAUUCAAUAUAUAAUGUCCUCUAACAAAAAAUCCAAGGAAAUACAAGAAGCAGAUGUAUGUAUUAAAAUACUAAAGAGACAGUCCUGUAGAGCAAACAAAAAUGUCAAAGUAGUUAUAUAAUUAAUAAUUUCCAUUUGUAUUAAAAUAUUUCAUACCUCACACCAUUUAAAAUAGACAAAGAGGGACACUUUAAUUUUAGGAGUUGGAGUGGGGGGUGAAAUUUUAGGUGGCUUACUAAUAACAAUUUAUUCACCUAAACUGUAAUUUACAACAAUGUAUUUUAUUUAUACAGACUGAUUUCUAAACACAUGUAUUGUAGUUUAAAAACCCAUUAGUGGGAGUAUUAUUGCUGUGGAGCACUGUGAUACACUCAGAUACGCCAACAAUGUGGAGCUCAUAGAAAAUGAGGGACAUUAAGAUAGAAAAGAGAUACAAAUCUUUUUGGGCUCAAAGUAGGGAUUUUCCUUCUUAAGUAGGGACACUUGGGAGGUAUGAUAUGUAUCAAUGGCAGCAGGUGAGGUUUCAAGAUGGUGGGGCACCAGACUCCACCCCCAGGUUUAUACUCAUCCUUAUACGGUACAGAGGUAUAAUUCAGAGAGCUGAGCAUAAUACAGUAAUGCUCAUAUAAUAAGACAAGCUGGGCACAACAUAAAGAUAUUCAUGAAAUACAUAGAGCUGAGCACAAUACAGUGAUAAACAUACAACAAACAGAGCUGAGAAAAAUACAAAUAUAACACACAGACCUGGACACAAUACACAGAGCUGGGUAGACUACAGAGAAACCCAUAUAAAAUGUAGAGCUGAGUAAAAUACAGAGAAAUAACACACAGAAAUAGGCACAAUAAGGAGAUAUUCCCAAACAUCCCUCACAGUCAGGAUCACUGUGAUGGAUUGCAAAGAGAUUUUCACACAGUAUAUGUCUCUAUAAAAUGGUUUAGUUUUACCUUUCUAUUGAAUAUUGCUGUUGUUAUUAAACAUGUCAGCUACUCCAUUCACCCUGAGCACACAGCGUGGACAUUGUUAAAGCAUCAAGAUACUGAUAAACUCUUACCAUGUCAGCAAAUCCUGACUCACUAUUAGCUCUCAGCACACAGUUUACAUUGGGGUAAAGCAGCAGAAUACUGAGAGAUUCCUUAGUACAUUGCAGCUGACAAUAUAAUUAAUCUGCAGUGGUAAUAUUGAACCAAGAAGUAGCUGACAUGGUUAAUAGAAUCAACAAUCAUUACAGAUUUAUAGAUCAAAUAGAUUGAAAUCAGAAUCAGAUCAAUCCUCAGAGUCAGAGCCCAAGUCCUGCAGUUUGAAGCUUCAAACCUUUUCAACUAACCACGGCAUUAGUGUCUCAGGUCUCCGCUGAAUAGUGACUGAGCACUUUAAAGAAGAAACUCAGUAUGUGCAGUAGUAGUUAUUAAAACUAUUAGUGACAGGCAGCACAAUGCACCAUGUCAGAACCUUCCCCCUUUGUCACCCUUGGCUUUAUAUGUUAACGAUAUAUUUGAGUAAAUCGCAUUGCAUAAUCAGCCCUCAGGCAGUCACUAGGGCUAUUGUGGGAGAGAAAAAGAUAUUAUACAUUUACAUUUGUCUGUGCUGCUUCCAAGAUGACUUCUUGCUUCGCUCUCCUGUAGCCACUGUAACCCUACCUUCUGGUACUAUCAGCCAAUGAUGGUCCCUGAAUAGAGAGGCCAUAAGCAUACCUAACAUAAUGGGCAGCUGGCUCUGCAUGCACAAAUGGUAACUCGAUAGAAAUUCUGGAAAUUCCUUCUUAAUGGACACUUGGCAUGUGCAAAACCUGCUGAAACAGGACAGAUUUCAAACCAGCCCCAUUUUACAUGCCUUGAUACAGGUGCCAAAAAGAUUGUGGUGAGGUUAAACACAAUAAAACUCCCCACAGUGCAGUUGGAAAAAAUACCUUGUGCAUCACCUAAAUAUCUCAAGUUGGACAAUAUAAGGUACAGAAGCUCAAGAAAACAUGUUUCAACAACUAUCCAUGAGUUCCUAGCUUGUAAUGCAAAUGAGCACAGAUAGGCAUUGUGUUUUAGACAUCACAUUGCAUUUCUGCAGAUACCCUUUGCAAUGCCAAUAUUUAAAACACCUUUUUUUAAAGCAUACUAUGGGUUGUGGAAACAUGUUUUCUCGAGUUUCUGUAAAUAAGGAGGACUUUUCAAAGUCCCACUUGAGAUACGCAGAUGAUGCAGAACCGUAAUGUUCCUAAUGUAGCCCAUGGAGCAGCGUAGCUAAGGGGUGGGCCUUGACAUUGCCAGGAGACAGGCCAUCUAAAGGUCAGUGGUCAGGGAUUGGUCAUUGGAAAUGGUGGGGUGGAGUUUUAAAGGGGAGUAUAAGUAGCAGCCAUUUUAGAACUAAGGAUCACUUUAAUCUAAGUUACACUCACCUGUUUGUUGUCCCACCCUCCCUUUGCUUUCAGGUGUUUCCCGUUUGGUCACGGCGGCGGGGGAUGGAGAGUAAAGUUGGGGGGAGAAAAGAGUGAGAUGGGGAAAAAGUUCAGGGCUAAUAGGUGGGCCUUUGGACUGGUUUGGUAGGUUCGAGCUGGGGUGUGUAUGGGGUGUCUCGGUAUGCCCCUACACUUGUGGUGCCUUUGGUGGCAAUGGAUGUUGCCCUUCGGUGGCAAUGGAUGGUGCCCUUUGGUGGCAAUGGUCAUGUUUCAUGUUAAAUAAAAUGUUCAAUGUUUGGGUAUUAUGUUAUGUGGGGGUGGGUCAUUGUCAAGGGGUUAAUUUGUAAAAUGCAGGAUGUUAAUUGUGCAGGCCAACAUUAGCCUGCUGUUGACAAUGACCUUUAAAUUUAUGUUAAUUACAAAUAAAGCUGUGAUAUAAUUUUGCCAAAACCAUGGUGUCAGUGCUUUAUUGGGGAUUGGGUAUUUGGUGGGGGUUGUUAAGCAGAGGCCGACAAGGCGACUGUGCCCAUGUCAAGUUUUUUAAAAGGGUGCAAUAAAACAACUGUUAUAUAGCUGUCAGAUUAAGGUUCUGUCCAGUGCUAUUUUACCUUUAAUUUGGGAGACAUUCACUUACCAAACAGUAUAUACUUAAACAUUUCCUUAUCAACACACAAGAAUCAAAUAGCACAAAUAUGAUCAGAUUAUCUUGAAAACUUUAUUAUGUAUUAUUAUUUAUGGAUUUUGGGUGUAAUUUGUACUAUAUGUUUGCCUUGUAGAUUGGUUCUAUUACAGGAGGAAUUCUUAUAAUAGCAGUUGCUGUUAUCGGUGGAGUUCUUUACAAAGGAUCUUGGGCGAUCGAACCAAAGCUGUGGAUAGUUGGAACUAUAUUUCCAAUUGUGGGUUUUAUAAAUGGUUUUUUGUUGGCUUGCUUAUCCAAUCUAUCAUGGAGCAGGUAAGUUAAUAUAUUGAUGUGAUGCAGAGUGCAUAAAUAGUAGUAGGACACAUCUUUUCCCUAUGUUUUGAUUCCCUGUUGUAAUUCACUGUCUAUGCCCUUACUCACAAGGUGUAUUGAAGUAGGAGUAAGAGAAAAAACAGGAAUAGCAAGACAUAUUACCAAUCCUUUAUGUGACCAGGCUUAAUGGAAGACAUUUAAAGAGGUGAAAAAGCAGAUUAGCAUGGUUACAAAACAAGCCAUAUUCAGGAUACCAGAAAGCUUCAGAAUGAUGAAUGUGUCAGAACAGGGUAAUGAUAAAUUCUAUGUCCUAACCAGACAGAAACACACUUAAAGGAAAACUCCAGGCACCAAAACAACUUAAUCUAAAUGAAGUUGUUUUGGUGCUGGGAGACCCCUGGAGAGUGCCGCCUAAAGAGUCGCUGCUGAAUGGUUGAGAUUUAGCUUUCUAAAGUUUUAUAAGCUCAUGAUUUAGUUGGGAUAUAGCUUUUAUUCAGCUGUGUCAGAAGGUGGAAUGUGCAUACAAGGAAGGGAUGUGACAUAGCUAAACUCAGGCUGGUUUGGCUAUAGAGAGAAGUGUGGUAGAAACAACCAUUGGAAUUAUCAUUGAAGCCUGCUUUUUGUGGAUUGCAAAUUCAGUAUUCCUGAGCCCUUUUAUCAGCUCUGCUUUUCUAUGUUUUUUUUUUUUGUUUUUUUUUUUGUCCAUCUGUGUGAUUUAUAAAUUGGAAAUAAUUGUCACACUUAGCUGAAAGCAAUGUCCCCACAAACAGCUUGCAAUAAAAUGCCAGCACGCUUAGGCUGCUAGCCAGGACAUAUGUGAUUUUAGACCGUCUGUGUCUGAUUUGUCAUUUUUUCACUAUAUUACUAUCUAUACCUCACAGCUUAGUAAACACUUUCCUCUCCUAAGAAAAGAAAACACAUUAAAUAUAGCAUGAUGUGGUUUGUGAGCAGAGAGUAAAACCAAAUCUAUUAUAACAUCUGGUUACUUUAACCCCUUAAGGACACAUGCUAUGUGUGACAUGUCAUGAUUACCUUUUAUUCCAGAAGUUUGGUCCUUAAGGGGUUAAAUAAGUACAAAAUAUAGGAUCUAGACUCAAUGAAAAGCAUCCAGUCCUUGUAAAAAAACACUAUUGGGAGCUGUACAGUUUGAGAAUAUUCACCAACAGUUAUUUGAUCAAUAGAUAAGUACAGAGAAAAGAAAUGUAAUGCACUGUACUAAGGUCUAAUGAGCAUAAAGGUAGUCCAAGCUUAGAUCAAGCCUUGUACCAUGCCAGCCAGCAGUACCCUUUCAAUGCACACAAAAAACAUUUUGUAAGCUCUAAAGUCUAUGUACACUUGGCAGAAUGCCUGUCAUUACAAUUCAGUGUCGCAACUGACAGUGGCGAUGCAUAUUAAAAUUCAACCCUGGAAAAAGCCAACGAGAAAACAAGAAACAAAUAGCAUAACAUUGUUUUAGCACUCCAUAAGUCUCUCACAUUAGCAAGGAAACCUGGAAAUCAGUGGGAGUUCAUUCAUACAGUCAUCUGGGGCACCACCCCUCCAGUUUUUAUGUGGGGAAAAAAUAUUUGCAAUAGUUUGGAAAUACUAACAUUCUUAUUCUGGGUGUAGGGGUGGUAAUCUAAAAAAAAUGGGAAAAAAGGUAGAUUAACAUACUCCCGCAAUUGCCUUCAUGUGUUUCAAAAUAAAAAAAGAAUUGAUGGUUGUAUAGAAGAGUGAAUUUUGGGGGGAAAAAGUGCACAUGAAAAAAGCAAAUAUGAAAAUUGCCUACAGAGAAAAGCCCACACAGAAUAAUAGUAAUUUUCAAGUUAAAGGGACACUAUAGUCACCCAAACCACUUCAGCUCAAUGAAGUGGUCUGGGUGCCAGGUCCCUCAGAUUUUAACCCUUCACAUGUAAACUAGAGGCUGUCUUAACCCUGCAAUGUAAACUGCUAUGUUUACAUUGCAGGGUUAAGACAGCCUCUAGUGGCUGUCUUCCUGACAGCCGCUAGAGGCACUUCUGAAAUGCUGGAUGGGAAAUUCGCAUCCAACGUGGAGAACGUCCAUAGGAAAGCAUUCCGCUCCACUCGGGAGCUGACGUCGGCGGGGGAGGAGAGGUCACCAGCGCCGAGGGAGCCGUCGCUGGAUAAAGGUAACUUGCUGACACUAUAGUGAUCCUUUAAGGUGCCGAUGUAUGCAAAUUAAAGUAUCAUACAUAUAUAUAAUUGUAGAUAACCAUUUAUCUCCCAUAUAUGAACAUGAAUACUCAUUGCCUAUAUAUUAUAUUGUUAUUGAUAGCCUAUGAUUAAAAUAUUUUAUAAUCACAUGCAACAACUUCCAUUGUGAUUUUAUGGUGUAUAAUUAAAUAAUAAUUUUGCUAUAAGUAUUAAUUGUGAAACAAAAGUGGCCUGUGUAUGAAGAGGGUUUUAAUGCUCUUGAGUGUAAAUGUUUGUAAGGGAAAAUACAGGAAAUAAAAGUGAACAGUUGUUUUUUUUUUUAAAUCAAUAAACAUACUUUUAAUUCCCAUACCAUAUUCUCCUUCACCCUAUUGACUAGUAUCUCUGUCUGUCUAUUACCCUAUUGGUGAAUUUCCCUUAGAUCACAUCUUUCUUUCUGUUGGUCUCUCUCCAAUUCAUUCUGACCUGUUUUGCCUUGGAUUAGCUGACUGCUGUUUAUUCCCUCCCCUUUAUGGUGCAGAGCAUUUACUGUCUCUCCUCCCCAAUAAGCUGCUGGCAAUUAUGUUAACACUUUCAUGCCAGAUGUAUAUACAUUUGAUUUCUAAGUUAUGUUAUAUAUUGUUUACUUAAAAUGAUAUUACUGGGGGGCAAAGCCUGACCAUCAUACAGAGCAGACGCAUUAACCCGAGACUUCAUGGAAAAAUUAUUUAUGGUGUAAUUAAGCUGUAUUGCUGUUCAACUAGUGGGCCGACCGGGUCUAAUCCUCGCCCUACUCGUAGGUACUCUCGUAGUGGCACAGAUGGGGCUCCUUGGUCUCUCUCCCAGCAACAGCAAUAACUGGUCCGUCUUGCGGCCUAGGUGGAGGCGUGGGCAUGGAUGAGGCAGCCAAACACCCAACCCAGGGCUCCCUAGAUCCUUGACCUGAAGCUGCAGGGGACCAUCUGUGAGCCCUCCUCUCCCCUUACCCCGCGCCGGCAUUGGAGUUUGAGAAGUCUACCAAACUUGGGAAUUGGCUGACUGUCUAGCCUCAACAUGUGAUAGCCUGAUACCAGUGUGAAGUUUAGGGAUUCUUGUGGCCACCACUUUUUUUUGUUUGCCUUUACCCGAGCCAUAUCAUGCCUUGCUGUACCUUACCUCCCUCCUAUUAAUUACAUGUAAUAACCUUGUUCUAAUAUCAUCGUGGACUAAUUGCAUUAUUCUGUGUCCUGCUUCAAACCAUAACUACUCUACUCUACUCUUGCUUAAUCUACUAUUCCAAAAAUGUGCAUGUUUUCUCAAUAUUCCUAUCGUUAUGCGUGAAGCUUGACAUGAGGACUGCUGUUGGGGCACCUCAAAUAUGUUUGUGAUAUCUUUAUGCACUGCAAAAAUACAAAAUUAUUCUUUUAUUUUUUUUAAAUGAUAUUACUUUAUUAAUUAUGUAUUGGGAGAACUGCCUAACAACCGGUAAAUUUCCAAAACAUCAUAAAAUCUGUACAAGGGGGUACUAUUUAGACACUGCUGAACACAAAUAUGAGUGUUUAAGAGCAGCAAAACAUUUAAUGAUGAUUAUAUCAUAAGUGAAAGUGUAAUUUUGCGUGGUUUUUGACUAAUUGAUUACUAAAAAAACUGAACGUGCCCCAUUUUGAAUAACCUGGGUUGUCUAUUUUUUCAAAUGGUUUGCCAUAAUGGGGAUCAUUUUCAUUCUUGGCCUGCCAUUUGGUCUCAAAGGCAAUUUUUUAUUUCUUUUUAAAUAUUUGUAUUUUUAUUAGCAUUAAUACACAUAGCAUAUAGCUGUUUCAUGUAGCUUAAUAUCACAGAAUAGACAUAACUCAAAAUACUGGGUAUGGGUGCAGUUCAACAAGUAACUCACUUAACUUAGAACAGUGUUUGAUAGCUCAUCAGAUGCCUUACAUAUGGCAACAGGUAACUAUAGAUGUGGAAUGGCUCUUGUGCCGAAGUCCCUUUAAGGCAUGGAAGAUAGCCUAUGGAUUAUUCCCUCAGACAGUCUUUUGUUAGGUCUUGAGCUGCCCUCUCUGGGGUCAGUGGCCUCGGGUGAUGCCUUCCUUUGGACUGUUGUUUCCGCUCCGGUCAGGGUUGGCAUGUUUGAAGCCUUGAAGAAUGGUACUGUAUCUUUGCUGCAUGUAAGGGUCUCCUCCCGCAGGAAACUACCAGGUAUCCCCCUGCUCCCCAGCGGUAUCUAAUGGACAGGUCACAGGGCCUCCUAGCGACUGGAGCGAGCUUUCAUUUCUCUAGGAGAACUGAGAAUGGGAGAUAUAGUGUUGCACCCCUCGAGGUGCACUGUGCCUAUGUCUCUGGAACGGUUUAGAAUGGCAGACCUUGCCAUAACAUCUCUGGCGACUGUAAUGAUGUCUCUGGCAGCCCCGGCUGGUGCUAUAGCCGACUUGCGAAUGCAGAAUGCUGAGAGGACAUGUGUGAUCUACCUGUGAGGCUCAUUGAAGCAAUCAGCCUCUGUACAAAUGGGAACAAUUCCCUCUCUCCAACCUCUUCGGGUAUGCCCCUUAUACAUAUAUUCCGGUAGCUGGGCAUGCCUCAGGGUCUCCCUCUCCUCCACCGCCUGUACCCUCCACUGUACCUUCCCUAUCUCUGCUUGAGCCUGCCGGAGAUCUGCCUUCCACUCCUGCCGCAGAUCUGUUAGGAGCCUCUUGAUGUAGCCUUUGGUGGACGGUGAGGAGUCAUCAUCUGAUUCAGAGGAUUGGUAAACUCCGCCUGGGCGAGGUGAGUCAGGGAGCUCCUCAUCCUCAUUUGAGUCCUCCGGGAUGCCCCGAGCCCCGGGCGCCAUCUUGGAGAGUGUUGGCUGUGCAGGUCUCUCGAAUGAAAGCCUGAUAUCAUGCAGUUUGUGCGUUUCUGGGCGCUGGUGCCACUUAUUUUUUUGCCCCAUAGCAUCGGCUGGUAGAGGGGUGCUAAGUAGUCCUCAAAAAGCUGAGUUGAUUCGGGUUUGUGUCUCUUUUUAGCAAGGCUGUAUAGGAGCUAUAGAGUAUUGCGUCCGUGCGGUGUCUCAGCCAGCCACACUCCCCAAUCUGGCAAAUUUCAACGUGUAAAAAACGGAAAUUAGCAAGCUCUUUAUUUGAUCCUGUAGGUUUCUAAAACACCAUGAAACCUGUACAUGUGGGGCAUUGUUGUAUCCUUAAGACUUUACAGCAUACAAAUAUGUGUGUUUUAUUUCAGUAAAGGCUAAGAGUACCAUAACAUUUACACUUAAAAUGUCAUGUAGACAUAGACAAAUUUCUUAAUUUCUCACAUCUUUUUAGGUUUUAUGCAUAUUAAAUUAUAUUUCAUAUAUAAAUAUAAGAUGUGAAAUGAAAGCCCUGUUCCUCCUGAAUAAAACUAUAUAAUAAGUGUUGGUACACUUAAUAUGAAAGAGGUACAUUAUAGUUGAACAGAUAUAUAGCUCAAAGUCUAGGUUUUGUUUUGGUCAGAACUUGUACAGUUGCUUCCACCUUAUAGUGUUGUAGCCCUCUUCAUACACAGGCCACGUUUGUGUUGCAAUGAAUAAGUAUACUUAUAACAUAGCAACAUUAUUAUAACUUGAUAAUAUAUGUAUGGUACAUUAACUUGUGCAUGCAUCCUUUACUUGAAAAUGACUAUAUGUUCAUAUUAUUCACAGUGGGCAUUUUGCUUUUUGGGCUUUAUUUCUGUGUGGGUAUUUUCCAGUGUGCAAUGUUCAGUUUGAGCAAUUUUUAAUGUGGAAAAUUUUUAGUGUGAGCAAUUUUCUAUGUGGGCAUUUUUCUUGUGCGUAUUUAUGACAGUGAGGUUAUUUCUGUGGGUAAGUUUCAUGUGGCCUAUUUUCAUGAGCGCUUUUCUCUGGUCACCUUUGAGAGUAACUAGUCAUGUCACAAAAAUAGGACAUACCUAAAAUCUGUCCCGUUUCAGCAGGUUUUGCACAUGCCUAGUGUUCUUUUAAAAUAAAUUUCAGUCUCCCAUGUCACAGUGGCUGCUAGACAUUAACUGGCUCUAUACUGGAAAACUACCAUAUGCCCAACAUAAAUACAGUUGUGAGAGAAACUUGGCCUCAAUUAUGCAUAUGAAUGACUGUGCUUCAAAUGUGACAAAUGUCACUACUCAGGCAGUCCUGGUGCCAUCUAACCAAGGGAUCUGCUCCAGCACCUUCUUAGAACAGAUGGAGAUUACCAUGUUUCAAUUGCCUGGGAGGGUGGAAACAUCUCACUACCGUGCAAAAUAAUUACAAAUUCCAAAACUCCAAAACCUCCUUUUUUGGAGUUUUGGAAUUUGUAAUUAAUUUGUACUUUGAAUUUUAUUCUCAUUUCCAUGAGGGAAGUUAUGCUAUUGGCCUCUCUAUUCUCGAUCAUUGGCUGAUAGCACCAGGGGUGAGGAUUCAGUGCCCACAGGAGAGAGAAGCAAGAAGCCAUCUUCAAAGCUGCAUUGGGAAUCCUCUGAAUUUGUGUCCAGGUGCACGCACGCACGCACAUCUGGUCUGAGGUCUGUGUGGGAGGAGGCAGGUACGCUAAAGUACCUCAAGGGAGCUAACGGAUUGAUUAAUAGCCAGGAGGGUGUCCAAUAGUUCUUUUAUAAAAGUUCAGAUUUCUCACAGAAAUCAGCAUUUUUUUAACUUGGGUGUUAAACGCGGAUACUCCUCAUCCUCACCCAUUAGGUGGUCCUUUAAAUAUACCCAAGCUUUAACCAUAGCCCUUGUUCUUAACAUUAAAAAGAACAAUUUUUUUAAAUAUAUUUUAAUUUUUAUUUCAUUUUUCUUUUUUCCCCCAAGUUACAAAGAAAUAUGCACACAAAAAAUAAAUAAUAUACAAAAUGUAGAAUAGUAUAUUGCCACAUUAUACAUCAUACAUCCUACGAUCUAUUCUGCCUUAUCACCUUCAGUAGCAAUUUAAUGUCCUUUUUAUAUUUUAAGAUCAGCAUUAAUCCCUUAUAUUAAAUAAACAUUUAUUUCUUAUACAUUCUAAUACAACUUAUACAUAUCCUGAAUCUUAUUUAGUUGAAUUUUAGUCAUUCCUGCCCUAUCUAUAUAUUGAACAAACUAUUGUUUAUUUUGGUUUUAAUCAGAAUAUGUGCAGAGCAAAAAACAGACAGCUUUGAUCUAGUGAGUUGAUAAAUUAAUUAACAUAACAGAAAAAAAGAGACACAAAAGUUACUGUAGUAAUAAUUUCUUCUAUGUAUGUACAGUUCCAAUUUAAUUUAUGGUAGUUCCAACCAAACGUCUAUAUUAAUCAUCUUCCACUACUAGGAUCUCUAUCGAUUUGAAAGCUUAUAUCAUUUUGUUUUAUACCACCCACUUUAGUUUAUAUUAGCUAUCUAUAUUUAUAUAUAUCUGUCUUAUUGAUUUCCCAUCACUUCCUUCUAAAUCCCCCAUUUCCACCUUGCCCAGAUUUUUUCAAAGAUAUCUUGUUUGCUUUUUAUCCUGUAUGCCAUCUCCUCGUAAGUUUUAGUGAUAGAGAUCUUUUCCCUUAUGCAUAUGCCCAACAAGAGCUCUAAUUCUAGCAAACCAUGCAAUAUAAAGAAAUAAAAACAAUAGUUAAGCAUUUAUCAUGAUGUUUCAAGAAACCCUGCUAAUCGCAUUACUUUCCCAUAACCCAUAGUUCAUGGUUCUCCUAUAUAUAUAUAUAUACAAUAAAAUAUGUAUUUACAGGGAGUGCAGAAUUAUUAGGCAAAUGAAUAUUUUGACCACAUCAUCCUCUUUAUGCAUGUUGUCUUACUCCAAGCUGUAUAGGCUCGAAAGCCUACUACCAAUUAAGCAUAUUAGGUGAUGUGCAUCUCUGUAAUGAGAAGGGGUGUGGUCUAAUGACAUCAACACCCUAUAUCAGGUGUGCAUAAUUAUUAGGCAACUUCCUUUCCUUUGGCAAAAUGGGUCAAAAGAAGGACUUGACAGGCUCAGAAAAGUCAAAAAUAGUGAGAUAUCUUGCAGAGGGAUGCAGCACUCUUAAAAUUGCAAAGCUUCUGAAGCGUGAUCAUCGAACAAUCAAGCGUUUCAUUCAAAAUAGUCAACAGGGUCGCAAGAAGCGUGUGGAAAAACCAAGGCGCAAAAUAACUGCCCAUGAACUGAGAAAAGUCAAGCGUGCAGCUGCCACGAUGCCACUUGCCACCAGUUUGGCCAUAUUUCAGAGCUGCAACAUCACUGGAGUGCCCAAAAGCACAAGGUGUGCAAUACUCAGAGACAUGGCCAAGGUAAGAAAGGCUGAAAGACGACCACCACUGAACAAGACACACAAGCUGAAACGUCAAGACUGGGCCAAGAAAUAUCUCAAGACUGAUUUUUCUAAGGUUUUAUGGACUGAUGAAAUGAGAGUGAGUCUUGAUGGGCCAGAUGGAUGGGCCCAUGGCUGGAUUGGUAAAGGGCAGAGAGCUCCAGUCCGACUCAGACGCCAGCAAGGUGGAGGUGGAGUACUGGUUUGGGCUGGUAUCAUCAAAGAUGAGCUUGUGGGGCCUUUUCGGGUUGAGGAUGGAGUCAAGCUCAACUCCCAGUCCUACUGCCAGUUCCUGGAAGACACCUUCUUCAAGCAGUGGUACAGGAAGAAGUCUGCAUCCUUCAAGAAAAACAUGAUUUUCAUGCAGGACAAUGCUCCAUCACACGCGUCCAAGUACUCCACAACGUGGCUGGCAAGAAAGGGUAUAAAAGAAGAAAAUCUAAUGACAUGGCCUCCUUGUUCACCUGAUCUGAACCCCAUUGAGAACCUGUGGUCCAUCAUCAAAUGUGAGAUUUACAAGGAGGGAAAACAGUACACCUCUCUGAACAGUGUCUGGGAGGCUGUGGUUGCUGCUGCACGCAAUGUUGAUGGUGAACAGAUCAAAACACUGACAGAAUCCAUGGAUGGCAGGCUUUUGAGUGUCCUUGCAAAGAAAGGUGGCUAUAUUGGUCACUGAUUUGUUUUUGUUUUGUUUUGGAAUGUCAGAAAUGUAUAUUUGUGAAUGUUGAGAUGUUAUAUUGGUUUCACUGGUAAUAAUAAAUAAUUGAAAUGGGUAUAUAUUUGUUUUUGGUUAAGUUGCCUAAUAAUUAUGCACAGUAAUAGUCACCUGCACACACAGAUAUCCCCCUAACAUAGCUAUAACUAAAAACAAACUAAAAACUACUUCCAAAAAUAUUCAGCUUUGAUAUUAAUGAGUUUUUUGGGUUCAUUGAGAACAUGGUUGUUGUUCAAUAAUAAAAUUAAUCCUCAAAAAUACAACUUGCCUAAUAAUUCUGCACUCCCUGUAGUUUUUCAUUAUUUUCUCAUUUGCACCAAUUUUUUGUUCUUUUUAAUUUUGUUCACUUUGUUUUGCACAAACUCACUUUAGAAGUUCAUUGCCAUAUUUAUAUGGCGUAAAAUAUAAUUAGGAAUAAAGAAUCAUGUUAAAAAUUCUACAUUUUAGAAAUGUCAAGCCAUAAAUAGAACCAAUUUUUCAAAGUCAGUGCAUUCCCUUUGACAAGGAUAAAUUCAAACAACAAUAGACCUAAAUUCUGCCAAGUUCCAGUUUAGACAAAUGUACUAAGUGUUGUAACAAUAGUGAACACAGCAGUUGAUAUUUAGUACAUGGUGUAAGAAAAAGCAUAUAAAGAAUAUAUUUUUUUCAUCUUAACAGAUGCCGAACAGUGUGCCUGGAAACAGGUAUGCAGAAUACACAGCUAUGUUCAACAAUAGUCCAGCUCUCAUUUCCACCUGAGCAACUUGCCAAGGUUUUCACUUUCCCGCUGAUCUACAGUAUUUUCCAGAUCCUGUUAGCCAUACUGUUUAUGGCAGGUGAGUCAAUUUGUAAAAGUGAUUUUUACAUUUAACUAUAUAAAUUUAAAAAUGAUAUGCAAGUGUGGCCACUGACUUGCAUACACCCCAUAGAGGGACAAAAAUUAGGUGCUCACUAUAUGCUUUAAGGCAGCAUUAAAUCUUACAAGGAUUCCCCAAAACCUUGUAGGAAUAAAGACAGAAGACAAGUACAAAAAAUAGAUAACAGCGCCUUAGAACACAUUAAUGUACAAAAGUGAAGUCAAAUAUAAAUCAUAUGUACGUACCUUUGUUAAAAGUCUAUGAAGUCUUUGGCUGUUAUACAGUGCAAGACAUCACAAAGAAAAGGAAAAAGAGAUGCAAUAAUAGUGCAAUAUGUCUUUAACACGGUGAAGUAGAGAACCUGCAUUUUAAUAAAUAACUGCAGCUCCCAUGCACAUACCCAUAAGCAGAAUAUUUGCCCAUUUACAUUUCUACUUCAUGCUAUAUCUACUGUGACUUCUAACAGGAGAAGAACCAGAAUCAUCCUGAAUAGUAUUGCAAGAAAGGGGACAGAAUACAAGUUGCAAUAUACUUUUGUAUUUUUUUGCCAACAAUUAAAGGACCACUAUAGGCACCCAGACCACUUCAGCUUAAUGAAGUGGUCUGGGUGCCAGGUCCAUCUAGGAUUAAUCCUUUCUGCUGUAAACAUAGCAGUUUCUGAGAAACUGCUAUGUUUACACUAGGGUUAAUCCAGCCUCUAGUGGCUGUGUCAUUGACAGCCGCUAGAGGCGCUUCUCACUGUGAUUUUCACAGUGAGAAGACGCCAGCGUCCAUAGGAAAGCAUUAAAAAAUGUUUUCCUAUGGACUGGCUUAAUGCGCGCGCGGCUCUUGCCGCACAUGCGCAUUCAGCCGAUGACAUGAGAAGAGGGAGGAGAGUCCCAACACCGAGCCCAGCGCUGAAAAAAAAUGUAAGGGAUUAACCCCUUCCUCCCCCUUCAGCGCAGCGGGAGUGAGACCCUGAGGGUGGGGGCACCCUCAGGGCACUAUAGUGGUCCUUUAAGAAUGAACGUUUAAGAAAAAUAGUAAAGAAAGAUAUUGAACUGUGCAUAUUUUAUAAUUUAAAGCUUAAAAAAUAUCUAUAUCAGAACAUUGUUAUUCAAUAGAUUUAUACACUGGUUAUUCCCAAUUAUUAUCCUAGGUAUUAAUAAAUAUGCUUAUUUAUGUUUUAUAACUUUGCUUAAAUUCAGGCAUCUGUGCCACACCUAAUGUAAUUUAAGAUAUUUUGCACAGAGUAUUUGUAGAAAUGCACGUUACUGGUCUUUUUGUUUACUGUGCAGCCACUAGUCUGUAGUAUAAAGGAAAUUAAAGGGACACUAUAGUCACCAAAACAACUUUAGCUUAGUGAAGCAUUUUUGUGUAUAGAUCAUGCCUGGCAUUUUACUGCUCAAUUUACUGCCAUUUCAGAGUUAAAUCGUUUUUGUUUCUGUGCAGCCCUAGACACACCUUCUCUGGCUGUGACUGACACAGUCUGCAUGAAAACAAAAUGUUUUCAUUUUAAAUCAGAUGUAACUUACUUUAAAAGUUUUUAUCUCAUGCUCUGUAGUUUGACCUUUAAUUGCAUACAGAAGGCUUCUGUCAGGUCUAGCAAGCUAUUAAUGGAGCAUAAGAUAAAAAAAAUUCUAAACUAAACAGACUGUACAAUAAAGGAAGUGUAAACAUUAGAUGACUCUUUAUAGGAAGUGUUUAGGAAGGCUGUGUAAGUCACAUGCAGGGAGGUGUGAUUUAACUUCACAAAUUGAACAGCGACACUGCAGGGACAUGAUCUACACACCAAAACUGCUUCAUUAAGCUGAAGUUGUUUUGGUGAUUAUAGUGUCACUUUAACGCAGUAAAUCGUUGGGAAUAUAUGCCAUAAAAUACAGAGCAGUUAUUUGCCUACUUGUAAGCAAAACUUUGUUUAUUACCAGUUAGAUAAAUAAUCUGUGUGUCAUGUAUAUUUGCUCAUUAUCUUCAACCUUCAUGUAACACUCUACAACAGAUUUUUCUGCAUUAAUUGUUUUGAUUCAGAAUAUCACAUAAAGACAUAUUAGAUGUGCAAUGUCAUAAAAUAGAAAAAACCCAGGAUUUUGCUUUGAAUCUGCACUUUAAACCUUAUAUAUAUUACAAUAUAGAAAAUGUAUUGUUUGUGAGCAUUUGUGAGUCAUACAGCAUAAACAUAGCACAGCUAUCCCAUUUUGUGUUUUGUAUAUUAUGUCCUCACAGCCAGCAAGCCUGUAUAUGAAUAGGCAAGGUCAUAACCGCACUUGAUAGGGAUUUCUGUACUUAAGUUAAAAGCUUUCUGAUUUUACAAAUGAAUAAGUUGAAAAUGGAAAUUUACAGCAAAUAUUUUUCUUACAGGUUACCGAAUAGUCAAGUGUUUUUGUUUGAAACAAGAAGAAAAGGACACUGAGUCACCAUAUGCAAUAUCAAACGAGGGAUUUGAAUCCAAAGAGAAAGCCAAUGAGCUGUCUUUGACCAAUGGAAACCUUAAGGCAUAAGUAGUUCUGAAGGCUUCUUAAACUAAUAUAUCAUUGUUUAGAAGCGAAGGAUAAAAUUCUUCAUUCUACAACAUUUUGUAACUCUGUUUCGGAAUCUUGUCAAUCAAAGCAUUUAUAGUGAAAGGUAAAUUUAAUUUGUAUUGAGAUGGUGGACAGCAAUUAGCUGUAGGUUUAUCAACAAAACUAGUACUUUAAUCAGAAGCACAUUAAACACAUGAAUGCCUCCAAAGUCAUUAUCGUCAUUGACCUAAUUACAUAAUUUCAUGGUUAAUAUUGAUAAGAAUGUGUCUGCAAACAACCUAUAUAUUGUAUAUGUAAUGUAGCACUUUAAAGCAUAGCAUUGAUGAAUAUUUGUUUGACAAUAUCUGAAAGAGUAAAAUGGGUUAUUUCGACCUCCAACUUUAAAAUUAGCCGAAUUAUAGUGAAAGGAGACAGAGAAAAUACUGUAUUGAGUAUGGAAGCAUACAUCAGCUAAGGAAUCUGGCUAAGGAAGGAAAUGAACAAAAAGAUAAGCUUAUUUUGCCAUACUUUUUUUUCCCCCUUCAGUUUAUAGGGCAGUCCUUCUAAAGGUUAAAGUAAUUUAAGGAUGUCUGCAAAAAAAAAACCACAAUCUAGGACACUCCAUAAUAAGUGUAAGUAAUAAGGGACCACAUGCAUAACCCCUUAAAGAGACACUCCUUUGCCCAGAUGCAUAAAAAUCUCUUUUUAGAUACACCCCAAAUGAAUAUAAGCACGCAUAUAACAUUUUUUAAAUUGGGUAUAUAUAUAUAAAAUCAGCUGACAAAAGCUGUAGUUCUCGUCUGCUGCCUUUGCAAGCCCUCCUCUUUUAACCCAGCCCAGACUCUCUGUGGCUAUCCAAUCACAGAUGUCCCAAUGCAUCUCAAUUAAAAGUCUUUGCAAGGCAGGUGUUCAUAAAAAUUGCUGCCUCUGAGUUUGGCUCCACUGAGCUAACCAAACCAGGAAGUAAAAGAGCCUGUUGUUGCUCGCAAGCCUGUGGGGUGUAACAAGGUUUAUUUAUAAAAGUGUACAUUUCUACUGAAAUCUUCACUUUUUGUGUAAAAAAAAAAAAAAUGGCACACUCUUCAAACAAAGUAUUUAAGCAAACCAAAGUGCUUUAGAAGUCUGGAGUGUUCCUUUAAGGAUCACCAUCAGGGCUCUAAAAAUAUCUGUCCUAGUAUGGAAUGUCCUGAAUAUUUUGUGUUUAUGGCUCUACGUGGCCCUGCAUUUGUUAAAUGAGUGAGAUUAUAUUUUGAUGUGGGAAUCUUUCAAACCUGGUUUGUUAUUACAUAUUAUAUCAUUGGUCUUCAUGGAGUUUUAGAAAUUUUGAAUUUCUAGCAUGUACUAGCAGAGGAUAUAACAUUAGUACAUGUUCACAUAUAUGCAUUGGCAUUUAUUGUAGAACAGGUCAGCUUUUUUUUUUUGCCAUGAUUUACAUUCAUGCACAUAUCCAGGAAGAAUAGGAAGGCUGGGAUAUGGAAUAAAUGGAAAUCCACAGUAAAUUAUAUUUUCCCUAAUGUAUAUGGCAGUACAAUCAUGUGCUUUAGUAAUCUACUUUAUGUUGGGAGUGAUUACAUGGUGACUCCGUAAUUUAAGUUUAAAAUAAGACCCAGUACAAAGGAGUCAGCCCUUCACACAUUCCAGUUUCUGCAUGUACCUUCAAUACGGCAAAAUGCUUAAAAAAAGAACAUAUUGACAAAUUGCAGUUUUUAUUGUCUAUAUUAAAUCCCAUCUGCCAUACACCAUCCAGAAUUAUUGUGCAUAAAAUGUUAGUUUCCUUAAAAUAAUAAAAACAAUAGUCUUGAUAUUUUAGACUUGAAGUUUUCAUGAGUUUAUAUCUUCUGACCCUAUGGAUUUAUGCACCUAUACAUUAUUUAAUUGCAUCAGGACUUUGUCUUGUGUCAGCCAAUCUUGUUAUAUUUUAUUAAGAUUAAAUGACAAAUCUGCAUCAAUUCCUCACUGAAAUAUGAAGAUCCAGAAGCAAUAUUUAUGUCUUGCACAAAUAAUCAUAUACAGAUAAAAGUAACGGCUAACACUGUGCCUCGUACAAAUGAUGAGUCUUUCUAAAAGAGCUUUCUGCAUUCGUUAAUUCUGAAGAAUAAAUCAUAUGAAAAGUUGUUUAGUCAAUCUGGCAAUGGCCCCAUUCAAUUUACAAAUGUGAUCCAGACUGCUACUUCAUCAUCCUUUAAAUCAGGGGUGGGGAAUCUUCGGCCCUUCAGAUUUUUGGACUACAUCUCCUAUAAUGCUCGUACAGCCAAAAUGCUGGCAAAGCAUCAAGGGAGAUGUAGUCCACAACAUUUGAAGGGCCAAAGGUUCCCCACCCCUGAUUUAAAUGAUAAAAGCCUUUGAAUUUUCGGUAUACCAAUAAUUCUUUAUAGACUUCUUACUUCUGUCUCAUCAAUUCCUUAAAAAUCUUAUAUACUUGAAAAGCGUUUAAUUUCCUUCCCAAGGAUGGCAAAUUAUACUUGGGAUUUCAUUUUGUGUCACUUUUCAUUACUAGUCUCAUUCUCUUUAUAAAUAUGCGCACUUUUCCCCCUAAGAAACACAGCCAAGAUAGCCUCUAUUUCUAUUUCAGUAUCUGAAUUGUCUGUUCUAACCUCCUACUUUGUACUGACAGUUUUUCUGCACUGAAGACUUUGAAAGGGUUUUCAGAAAUAAACUAGUUUGUGCAAAGGUUAUCCAAUGCAGUCUACGCAGAUUUUCUACUUUUAGCAUUUUCAGGCAUUGGUUGUUAAAUAGUAUACAUAAUUGUUUAUGCGUUUGUCAGAUUAAAUGUUUUGAUUUGGUGGUUUCCUUUUCUUUUGGUUCGGAAGAGGAAAACAAUCAGGUGUUUCUAGCACUUUUUGUAUGUAAAUAUAAGUAUGUUGCAUUUAAAAAAAUAUGACAAGAGGUUAUAUUAUAACUGCAGUUUCACCCCCUUUAGUGAAGUCUGGAUAUUUUGAAACAUAGGUGUGAAACAAAAAGCCCAUUAUUAGUUAUAGAACCCCCACUCUCCAUUCAUAUGGAUUCUUCAGAUUUGAGGGUUGCCAUUGGACCACAGCAUCAGGUGUACAGUUGUUCCAAUUUAAAGUGCUUGUUGUUUCUCAAACAUUUUGUAUCUAUAGAUUUAUAGUGUUGAACAGGGCAUGAUGUCUCAAUGAGCAGUGCCCCACCAUCUUUAAACUUCACCAGCAACCACAGGUUAAGACUAUAUUAAAAGUGAUCUAAGACAAUAGUAACAACAUUGCUAUAGGAUCGAUAGAUUUAAACAUGUGGUUUAGUGCAGGGCUCAACAAAUCCCAGGCACCAGGAUGCCAUGGAGACUUGGAAUUUUGCCAUGGCACCUGGAAUUUGCCAGCCCAGGGAGCAUGGUGUGGGUCAGGCCGGUCGGUCCAGGCAGAAUAUGGACACGCACGCAAUAAUCUGUAGGAUUAUUGCCAUGCUUGUUAAAGUGGAAAAAUUAAGUUUCCCAGGUUAAAAAGCAUAGCAAUAAUCUUACAGAUACUAUAUAAAAAUAUAUUUUUUUAAAUACAUAUAUAAUUUUUUUUUUUUUCCCAAUUAGGGACUAACUACCUUUCUAACACCAUCUGUUUAAGGAUAUAUCUCAUGGGCAGCAUCUGGAAUGUAGUAAUUUACUAUCACCAGAUGCCUCUGAUUUAUACUUCCUAAUUAGACCUGACGUUGAUUGUUAAGAGAAAUCCAAUGGGAUGAUGACAAGAUGAAUUUAUUUAAAAACUGCUUGAGAGCUUUCAAAUGCUACACAGUAUUACUUUCUGGUUACAUAGAUAAAACUAUCUGUCAGACAGCUUGCAUUUAUGCAGACUUCUUCUAAAUUCAGACCAAACUGACAUACCGAGAAGCUCAGGGAACCCACUAUCCACUUGGCAUUUAAAAUGACAACAACAUCAAGUCAAGACAUUCAAGUACAUUUUAAUAUAUUUACAUGUGGAGUAUUUCUUUCAAUUUUGUUAAUUACAUGACCAAACAUUGUGACAAGUUGACUCUUAGUGGAUAACUUAUAGUGGAUUUAUGAAUCUAAUUAUGAAUCUUUUUCUGUGUAUAAUAAAAAUUGAGCCUACAAAUGAAAAAAAAAAAUACAUUAAGUGUAAGUCUCAAAAAUAAUGACUUUUUUUCUAAAACAUGGUAGAUUAUUACACGGUUUACACAGAGUAUUAAAUCUGAUUGCCAUGUUUAUUUCCUUCUGCUGACCUAGUUCUUUUUAUAUUGUCUUGUUCUACCAAUAUGUCAUCAAACCAGAAUGAUGAAAACGAUAAACUUAAACAUUAAAUACAUUUUUAUUAAAAAGAAAUAUAUAUAUGAAAAAAUAAAAACUGUAUUAGUGCACUGUUUAUUUGGGUAGGAUCUAACAUUUGCAUCAAUGAAUGCAUCCACCAACACAAACAAACACUAUUCCUCAACUAUGAUUAUAACAAAAUAGGCAAUAUUAAAUAAAGACUAUACAGGCAUGUUUUAGACGUUAUCUAGUUAUAAUUAUAAGGUGACUAUUGAUUAGUAAUGGGGAAAAAAGACAAGUACUUUGUGUUUAUAAACUUGGUUUGCAUUACAAUAUUUUAUUAUAAAAUUCUUCACUAAAUGGGACAUUUUAUAAACGCAUUUGGAAGGAUUGUAUGCAAUUUAUGUGCUAUAAAAAUAAAAAUGGAAAACCCAGCUAAUGCUACCUCAGGCUAAUAUAUUCUUGUUUAAUUAUUUGCUAACCUCUUAAACAGUAAUAUUAUUUAGAGUAUUUUAACUAUGUACAUGUGAACAUAUUGUAUGUAUCUGCAAUAACAUUAUUUAUUGUUGGUUUAUUAUGUGGUCCUUUUUCUUUGCAAAUUGUAUACAUGAAAUAAAGUCAAUACAUUUUCUCAAAACUCAAUUUCCCUUUAAGUCACUAAAUAUUAAAUUUUCUAUGCUUACAAUACAUAGACCAUAUAAACAUAAUACCGGCUCUGGUAAACUUCUCUGACAAGCAUGAUAAAAUUGUAAUGUAGCCAGUAGGAAAAUGUGAUAUAAUUUCUCUGCAAGAGAAAAAACUACCAUUGGUGAAUGGCACACAACCAGUCUUGCCCUGUGGAUAUUCUCUCCCCCUCCCUAUGCUAGUCCCUUUUAUAU
Molecule: messenger RNA, 28203 nt
Organism: Pelobates cultripes (western spadefoot toad)
Lineage: Eukaryota; Metazoa; Chordata; Amphibia; Anura; Pelobatidae
Source: the annotation of a GenBank genome assembly